Anthostomella pinea is the source of this 2538-nucleotide messenger RNA. NCBI's taxonomy places the organism in Eukaryota, Fungi, Ascomycota, Sordariomycetes, Xylariales, Xylariaceae. The record is from the annotation of a GenBank genome assembly.
AUGUCGUUCAACAUGAACUCGUCGGGCCAUAACGCCGCGGCUCCUGGCUUUGGCCAGAACUACGAUCCCUUCGCCGACCUCUCCCGCCACGAUGACAUUGACGAAGCUCUUGACUUCGAAGACACCUACGACGGGUUGGGCGAUCAGCUGGAUGAGACGGACGAUGCUUUCAAUGACGAUACAUUUGGUGGUGGCGACGUCGGCCCUUCCCGCCCUGCUGUCGGCAAGGACUUCGAUUUCUUUGGCCAGACUGCCAAGGUUUCGAACGCCUUGGAUGAAGAACACCUACGCUUUGAACGUCAACAGCCUGUUCCGAAGGCGCCUCGUGUACCUUCGACGCAGAACUACAACACGGGCUAUUCGUACCAGGCUGCCCCGCAGCCAGCCCGCACUGGCUAUGAGAAGUACAAGGGUCCAGAGGCUGUAAGCGAACUUCAGGUUGAUGCUUCGAUAUGGGGAGUUGCACCGAAGAAGACGGCAACGCCCGCUGCAGCAGCUCCAAGUCAGCCAGCGCCGAGUGCGCCGCCUGCGGGACGGAAAAUGAUGAGCUUGGAGGAGGUAGAAGCUGCGAUGCGAGCUCAGUCGAGGCCGACGCCCCCAGCUCAACCUGUCCAUAUUCAACAACAGCCUCAGUUCGGUCACAGGGAAUCCCAGGCGCAUGCGCAGGCCAGUCCUUACACUCGCCAGGAGUCACACGAACCUCGCCGACAGCCCGUCGACAGUCGUCAAUCCCAGGGUGUUCAGCCUGGCGAUUACCACCAAGCAGCUCAGGGGGUACCUCAUGGACACCCUAUCUCGAUCUUGCAGCGACCAUCGUCAAAGCACACUGCGCCUACUGGUCCUAGUGUUCCCAGUCCAUUGACUCAACAGCAUCAAGCCGUCCCAGCGGCUGCACCCAUACAGAUUCUGCAAAAUCCCAAUGCUGCACCCACCCAGAUUCUGCAAAAUCCCAAUCGCGAUGCUUCCAGAAUGAAGGUUCCGACUCACCCAGCUCACCAAUCUCAGAAUUCGAUUUCCCGUCAGCCUCCCGUCAUCACGCACCCGUCUCAACUCUCUGAGCUGUCUGAGCAGGAGAAGGCUGCUUUCCUCGAAGCUGAAGCUAGACGUGCGAAGCGCAAUCACAAGAUAUACGUAUUAUCUAAGGAUAAUGGUCUAAUGACUCCCCAAGACAAGAGCUUCAUCACCAGGAUUCAACUUCAGCAGCUUGUAUCAGCUACUGGAGAUCCGAAUGAACACGGCACUGAUGCUGCCCUUCAAGAAGACUUCUACUACCAAGUUCUCAGCUCGCUGAGAGCCGGGCAGCGGCCCAACCCGAACCAGCCUUUAACCAAUUUUGCCCAGACCUACCUCUUUCAGACAGGGACUCGUCACAAUGGAAUGAGGCGCGGUGGACGUGGUCCGGAGAAUCAUGUCCAGCGAAUGGAACAGCAGGUUCAGCGUGCUGUCGAGGCCGCCAAGAAUAAACCGAAGAACAAGCAACUCGUCAUUGAAGGCAGUCUAGGCAAGAUUUCUUUCAGCAAUGCCAAGACCCCGAAGCCUCUACUGAACAUCAAACGUACCGAGAGCGGAACUGAUGCGAGUCGGCCGAGCAGCGUCCAUCGCCAACACACCACGGGUAAGGGCAUGGACAAAAAGGCGACACUGCGGGAUAUCGAGAGCGUUUAUCUCACCCUUAUGAAGAUGGAGGAUCUUGCUCGCAAGAUGCCUCCUCCGCCACCGCCCAACAGCCAACCUGGCCAAGACUUCGUUGAAAGGCAGGCGGAAUUCCAGGUCCUUAACGAUCAACUCUGGAAUGCGCUCAAAGUCCACGAGCCCAUUAGCAAUGGAGCGGUGCACCCGUUCAUCACGUUCAUUUCGUAUCCCAAGGGCAAGAAGGCUAUCCCCCGUGUUUUCCGACACCUUAGCCAUACCCAGCGAACCACGAUCCUGACCAUGAUUGUUAUCCAUCUGGAUCAGCUUGACGUUGUUCGUGGCGCGCAAGUCCAAACUGGAGAACCCAUCACACUUGAUGCUGCUAGCCGAGAAAGGAUUGAAGUCUUCUCCUCGGCAGUCAUGCCAAGUCUCUUCCAGCUCCUUAACGAAUCCGAGCUCGACAUUGUCACUGGCGUACUCGGGCUGAUAACCCAGAAUCUGAAUGUGGACCUGGUUGCACGCACCCGUAUCGGUGUAUCCAUGUUGACGAUGAUCCUGAGCCGUGCUGAGCUUAUCAAGCAAGCUGGCCAGUCCAACGAGCGAACUUGGCAGCAGUGGGUUUCCACAUUCAACGUCUUUUUCAAUUCUCUUGAACCAACGCUCCCGAACAUUUUCCCCGGCACGGUGACGUCCGGCGAAGAUAUUUACGUUUGGCAGUUCCUCGCGGCCAUCGGAAUUGGAGCCAGCCCCGACGAACAGCAGCGAUUGGUGCUUGCGGUGAAAGAUCGUGUCAUGGAGACUGUUGGUCUUUCCAAGACUCUGCCGCCGGAUAUGGCAAAAGAGCGUCUGGACAACGUCAACUUGUUCAUGCGAUCUAUCGGCCUCGAUGUCGAGUUGUUAAGCUAG